UUUGUUUUGUGUGUAGCAGCUCAGUAUCGGAAUGCUAACUUAGCUGCUAACAAGCUUACACACCCUCCUCGGAGCAGUUACAAGGAAUCAUCGGCGCUUAACCUUAUUAAGUGAUAAAAAAUGGUAACUGGAACCAGUAUGCUUUCUAAAAUAAGCUAGCACAAGCCGAACAAGCCAGAAGUCGUAAAAGCUAAGUGACUUCGUGAAAUACACUUGACAUGGGAGGGCGAAGAUAAGCAAUUACACAGCUUCGGAGUGGAGCCACCCACCCAUGUCUGAACAUAAAGAGGACCCAGGACAGAGCCAGCAGCCAGUAGGGCUCGGAGAAGGAGCCAGUGCCCCAGCCAGGAGCAGAAGGUCGGUGAGCACCGGUACAGACACGAUGGGGGCGAUCAUGGGUCCGGUUUUUCACUGGAUGCAAGAUGUGGCAGCUGUCACUCUCCUCAAGGCCCGCCGGACUCUGUUUCAGGCUGCAAUCUUAUUUUGUGUCCUGGUUCUGCUACUGUGGGUGUCCAUCUUUCUCUAUGGGAGUUUCUAUUACUCUUACAUGCCCACUGUGAGCUUCUCCACUCCUGUGCACUUCUACUACAUCUCUGACUGUGACACCUCAGAGUCGGGACUUUGUUCCUUUCCCAAGGCCAACAUCUCCUUCAUGAAGAAUGACAAGGAUCAGGUGAUGGCUUUCGGUCAGCCUUAUCGCAUAUCUUUGGAGCUAGAGAUGCCGGAGUCUCCUGUAAAUGAACAGCUUGGUAUGUUCAUGGUCAAGAUGUCUUCUUAUACUAAAGGUGGGAAGAAUGUCAAAUCAGUGAGCCGGUCUACAAUGCUGCACUAUCGCUCAAGUCUCCUGCAGACCAUAUCUACUUUACUCUUCUCUCCAUUUCUCCUGACUGGCAUGACUGAGCAGAAGCAGCUCAUUGACGUGGAGCUCUUCUCAGACUACAAGACCAAUGCUUAUGAGCCCACUGUUGGUGCAGUCAUCGAGAUCCAGUCCAAACGUGUGCAGGUGUACUCAGCCCAGCUUCGUAUCCAUGCUUACUUCACUGGUAUCAGAUAUGUCCUGUACAACUUCCCCCUGACGUCUGCAGUGAUCGGUGUGGCCACCAACUUCGCCUUCCUCAGCGUCAUUGUCCUCUUCAGCUACUUGCAGUUCAUAUGGGGUGGGCUCUGGCCUCCGGACCAGGUGAGAGUCAGGGUUAUGAUGGGGGACAGCACUCGUAUCCAGCAGAAGAGAGAAGAGGCCCGAAAGCGCAUGGAGAAGGAAAACUCCCAGAAACAAACUGAUGCUUCUAAAUCAAUUGAAACCAUGACUGCGGCCACUGAAAUCAAGGGAAAUGGCACAGCAAAUGAGCUGCAGUCAAAGGAGCCCUCAGUGAUCCCAGAUGCCCCCGAGCCAGAUUCUAAGGACGAUGAGUCUCAUGACUCUGUGGGGCCUGAAGAAGAGGACAGCCAAGACGGGUUUGAAGGAUGUGAGCUGCCACACCAGGGUGAGACAGUUCUCCGACAGAGACCUGGACCCUGGAUGAGCCUGUGAACUGAUAACUAUAGUUUAUAUAUGCAGCACCGUGUGGCACUAGUCUGCAGCAGAUCUCACUUGUUUUCUCACUGUUUGUGCUAUUCUAGAAACACAUGCAUGAAACAUUAAUGUUUAUCUUGCUUUAGCUAACAAACUACAGUUUACUGUCUUAAAUGCAGAACAGUUUACCUCAUUGUUACUUGACCUCAGCUCUUUUUCUCCCUGCUUUCUGUUUGGUAGCGCUUUGACUGUAUUAUGUGCUUGCCAUUGAGUUUGAAGAUGUCCAUAGCAGGAGAUACUACAUUCCACCUCUGACUUGUCGCACAGUAUCAUCUGCAGGAAUUUGGCAUUACCGUCAGCAUGUGUCAGGGCAGUUGAACACGCCCUCCUAAAGUCAGGUAACCCUGCCUGUGUUAUAUAACAUAGAUGCCUGUGUAGUAGCAUUUUCUGACAUCAUGGUCAGCUCUGACAUACAGCGCUUAACAAAUUUAUUAGACCACCCUAACCCUAACCAAAGUAAGGUUUAUGCCACAGCUGCCCUAUAUUAACAGCAUUGGUAAUUCCCAAAUGAUAUUUUUAAU
Molecule: messenger RNA, 2094 nt
Organism: Cheilinus undulatus (humphead wrasse)
Lineage: Eukaryota; Metazoa; Chordata; Actinopteri; Labriformes; Labridae
Gene: bscl2
Product: BSCL2 lipid droplet biogenesis associated, seipin
Exons: 1
Coding region: 272-1531 (419 amino acids)
Biological process (GO): lipid storage; lipid droplet organization
Cellular component (GO): endoplasmic reticulum membrane
Source: RefSeq, a predicted model, not a curated record